AUGUGCUUAUUUUCAGCCCUAAAGGCUGCCGGCCUCUCGGCCACAAUGCUCACCAGGCGGAAGAGCAGCGGCGAGCCGACCAAUGGAUCUCAGACCCAGGGCGGCUCGAAAGCGGCGAAAAAGGCGCGAGAAAGUGUGAUUGCACUACAGGAGAUUAUCAACCUGGAGCCGAGCGCUAUUAAUAAACGGGCGGAUAUUCUUCAGAAUGAUCUCCUUAAAGAACUGGUUAAAUUUUCUUGUUUAUUAUCUAUGGUUUCUGUUUGUAUGAACACCCCGCAGACGUUGUUGUUGUGGGGCCCGUUGAAUUGGGUCAUAUUUUCGGCCGACUGUCUCGUUACGCUAAUAUUCACGAUUGAAGCGCUUGUUUAUAUACAUCAUAAUGGGCUCUGUGAUAAUCCCAAAGCCUACCUCCGUGACCGGUGGUGUCGCUUUGAUUUGUUUUUGCUGUUGAUGCACUAUGCAUCACUUGGGCUGCAUGGAUACCAGAUUGUUUGUAUCCAUUUUCCGGCGACCGGAUUACGGUACCAAACGUGGUAUGGUGUCAUCCGAUCGCCACGCCCAUUCAUCACCGUCCGCUUUAUCCGUUCAAUUAUUCAAUUUAAAUUGCCGAAAAAUCGAAUCCAGCAAAUUAUCAAG
This is a messenger RNA of Mesorhabditis spiculigera, 636 nucleotides long. Lineage: Eukaryota; Metazoa; Nematoda; Chromadorea; Rhabditida; Rhabditidae. The record is from the annotation of a GenBank genome assembly.